Molecule: messenger RNA, 1227 nt
Organism: Syngnathoides biaculeatus (alligator pipefish)
Lineage: Eukaryota; Metazoa; Chordata; Actinopteri; Syngnathiformes; Syngnathidae
Gene: nek12
Product: NIMA-related kinase 12
Exons: 1
Biological process (GO): protein phosphorylation
Molecular function (GO): protein kinase activity; ATP binding
Source: RefSeq, a predicted model, not a curated record
ACUAUUUAGCAAUGUAAUAUUUUACAUCAUAUUUUGACAAAAAGAAUACAUGUACGUUAAGUUUGCACGGAGAAUAAAAAUGUUAUUUUUAUGUGGCAUCAUUCUAGAGUUGACUUUUUUUUUUUAAAUCAUACAGCAUAUAUAAUGAAUUAAUAAACAACUCAUUUGCGUAAAGGAGCCCGUAGCACACGAACAGAUUGAACUUGUGAGAAGAAUACAAAUGGAAGGACUCUAUGGACAUUUAUUAACAGAACACAAAGGACCCUCCUCUCACUUUUCACAGCGCCUGGUCUCUAUAGCAACUGAAACACACACAAAAACAUCAUGGCGCAGCGUUCUUGUGUAGAGCAGGUCGCCUAACAGCUCUGACCUGUGCCUGAGGAAAUGGAUAAGUACAAGAAGGUGAUGUGUUUGGGCAGGGGGGCAUCGGGAGAAGUUUUCCUGAUGAGAAACGCUGAGUCAGAGAGGUUGCACGCAGUGAAGAGGAUCAAAUUGGAGAGCAAAAGAGCACACAGCGCAGUUCUUCAAGAGGCCGAGAUAAUUCGGAAGUUAAAGCAACCUCACGUAGUGAACUGCAGCGACGUGUUCGUGAGCCCUGAUGACGGCUUUAUUUACAUUGUGAUGGACUACUGCGAUGGCGGGACAUUAGAUGACAGAGUCCAAGAGAGGAAACCAAGCGACUUCUUCACGGAGAGCAUCGUCAUGGGAUGGUUUGUGCAGGUCGCCCUGGCUGUGAGUUACAUACACAAAGCUAAAAUACUUCACAGGGAUAUCAAAACCUCAAAUGUUUUACUAACUAAACAAGGAAUUGUAAAGUUAGGUGACUUUGGGGUAUCCAGAGUGAUGUCAAGCACAGCUGACAUGGCCUCUACAUGUAUUGGAACGCCCUGCUACCUGAGCCCGGAACUGUGCCAGGAUGUGCCUUACAGCUCCAAGUCUGACAUCUGGGCUCUGGGCUGCCUGCUCUAUGAGAUCUGUGCUCUCACGCCUCCAUUUGCAGCCUCCAACCUCCUCAGUCUCUUUUACAAGAUCACCAAAGGACAGUACGAGCCGGUGCCUGAAUUCUACUCCCAAAGUAUCUCCUCUUUAAUCCAAAAAAUGCUGUGCAUUGAACCGGAAAACAGACUGAGCGCUGCCAAUAUUGUUGACAGCGCCUUUGUGCAAGAUCACUUACGACAUAUUCAGUGUCACGACACAAUGUACGAGGAGUGCCUUGUCCAGGAUGAU